AUAUCAGCAUCAGCACUCACUUGGACAUUUAAUGUCGUUUAUCUCAUCUGCUGCUGCUGGUGCAUCUCCCAUUUUGGCCAGCCUCCUCCGCCCCAGCACCAUCGUAGUCAGGUCAAAGUCAAAAGUCAUUCAGUCCUCGUCUCCCCUCCUGUAUCGAAACAUGGCCACUCAAAAACCUAAAGUUUUCGUCACCCGGCCAGACGUACCAAAACCGGCGAUGGAUCUUUUGAGAGAAAGAUGUGACGUGACGACAUGGGGGGAAGAAAGGCCAGUUCCACGAGACUACUUUUUGAAAAAUGUGUCCGGCGUGGAUGGAAUUUUCUGCUUGGUCACAGACCGAAUUGAUGCCGAAGUUUUGGAUGCGGCAGGCCCCCAACUGAAAGUGGUGGGGACAAUGUCCGUCGGAGUUGAUCAUGUCGACAUAGGGGCCGUCAAGAGUCGAAAUAUCCGCCUCGGAUAUACCCCAAACGUACUGACGGACGCGACGGCGGAGACCACGGUGAUUGUUCUAUUGUCCGCGAGUCGGCGCGUUUUUGAGGCGAGGGACGAGUUAAUGUCGGGGCGCUGGGAGAGCGCGUGGGGACCGAUGUACCUCUGCGGUCAUGGCUUGAGUGGUGCGACUGUGGGGGUUUUUGGUCUGGGAAGGAUUGGCAAAGCGGUGGUGGAUAGGCUACGACCUUUUCAAAUUGCAAGGGUCAUCUAUUCCGGGAGGAAGAAGCAAGAGGAGGUAACAGACGCGGAAUUCGUUGACUUUGACACCCUGUGUAAAGAAUCAGACUUUAUCAUCUGCACGGCAGCUUUGACGCCGGACACGAAGGAAAUCUUUAACGCGAGAGCGUUCUCCUUGAUGAAACCGAAUGCAGUUUUUGUUAAUUCGAGUCGAGGAGGCACCGUGGAGCAAGACGCGUUGAUCAAAGCCCUUAAAACGGGGCAAAUUUUUGCCGCUGGGUUGGACGUAAUGACCCCAGAACCGCUCCCAGUCGGUCAUGAACUUACAAAAUUGAAAAAUUGUGCGGUAUUGCCUCACAUUGGAAGCGCCACGAUUCAGGCGAGAAUGGCCAUGGCGAUGUUGACCACGAGAAAUAUACUGGCAGCUUUGGACGGAAAGCCAAUGCCGGAGAGUCUGAAUUAGUUGUCGAUAGUUAGUCAAAUUAUAUAAAAGUAAAUACGUGGUAAUAAAUGAGUUGUCACCCAGUGUAUACACUCCAACACUCUACCCAACGGUAACAAAAAUUUUCAAUAAAUUCAAAGUUAUCCUUGCGGUGAGCAAUUGAUUUCAGGAUGGUAGAAAAUUUGAAUUGUUUGGACGGUUAUUGCUACCAUUUACCGUUUCGUUACCAACUUGGUAAAGUUGCAGAGUACGUAUGUUUACUGGGUGACAAUUUUGUUACAAAGUUAUUUACAGUGGGUUAAAUUCGUUUAAAUACUAAAAGAACAAACAUUUUAAUAAGUGUAGUAAUUAGCAAAUAAUAAGUAUAUUGGAGUGAAAUACAAAUAAGCAUUAUGUAAUUAAAAAUCAUUUGUAGAGUUAAUGGCACCCAUUAAUUUCCGAAGUAAAACUGAUUUAUCAAAUUCUCUGAAGAUUUGUUUCGAUUCAUAUGCAUCUUUGUAAGGCUGCUAAGUUUUUCGCUGUUGCGAAUUUCAUAAUUUUUUAAAGUGAAAAAGAUGGUUAAUUUUUGUUGGAAACUAUACAAUUCUUAAAGUUGUAAGUUGUAAUGUUUUACAAAGUAAAAUUUCCUGACGCAAACGCCGGAAAGUAAAAUUUUGUAUUAAUGAUUUAUAAAUGUGUAGUAAUUAGAUACGCGUUGGUGGCCGUUGAUUCAACGAAUAUCGUUAAUAUAUUUCGAGUGAAAUAUCCAUAUCUUGAAAUUUAUUAUAUAAUUUGUAAAAUUUGUUUUUUGAAGGUAUUUGAUCUGUAUUAUCAAUCUGAAGUAUUUUGAUUAAUAAAAUCGAAAGUUAAAAAACGUGGAGACAA
Molecule: messenger RNA, 1975 nt
Organism: Folsomia candida
Lineage: Eukaryota; Metazoa; Arthropoda; Collembola; Entomobryomorpha; Isotomidae
Product: glyoxylate reductase/hydroxypyruvate reductase-like
Cellular component (GO): cytosol
Molecular function (GO): glyoxylate reductase (NADPH) activity; hydroxypyruvate reductase [NAD(P)H] activity; NAD binding
Source: RefSeq, a predicted model, not a curated record